This is a messenger RNA of Danio aesculapii, 3211 nucleotides long. It is a transcript of the gene mmp13b, whose product is annotated as matrix metallopeptidase 13b. The record is from RefSeq and is a predicted model, not a curated record. Gene Ontology annotation, cellular component: extracellular matrix. Gene Ontology annotation, molecular function: metalloendopeptidase activity; zinc ion binding. Gene Ontology annotation, biological process: extracellular matrix organization; proteolysis; collagen catabolic process. Lineage: Eukaryota; Metazoa; Chordata; Actinopteri; Cypriniformes; Danionidae.
AUGGAGCUCAAAACUGUGCUACUAUUGGUGAUCGCUGCAUAUAGUUCAGCAAAACCCAUUUCAACUGAGGAGAAAGACAAAGCUUUGUUAGCCAAGAAAUAUCUUCAAAGGUUUUAUGGAAUGCCAGCUGGCCUUUCAGCGACCGGGAAAGUCAUCUGAUCUCAUGCAGCAGAAGAUCGAGAGAUGCAGGAGUUUUUUAAGCUGGAAGUGACCGGAAAGCUGGAUGACAACAGUGAGCUGAUGAAAAUGGCUCGCUGCGGAGUUCCAGAUGUGGCUGAAUAUAAUCACUUUCCUCGAGAUCUUAAAUGGAAAACCACAAAUGUGACCUUCAGGAUUCUGAACUAUACUCCUGAUCUGAAGCAGAAGGUGGUGGACAGAGCCCUAAGAAAAGCACUGAACGUCUGGAGCACAGUAACCCCGCUAAAAUUCACGAAAACGUAUGAUGGAAAUGCCGACAUCAUGAUCAGCUUUGGAACAAAAGAACAUGGAGACUUCAACCCGUUUGAUGGACCUGAUGGGCUUCUUGCCCAUGCCUAUCCUCCUGGAAUCGGCAUCGGUGGCGAUACACACUUUGACGAGGAUGAAACAUGGACAGAAGACUAUCAUGCGUUCAAUCUGUUCCUGGUUGCGGCUCAUGAGUUUGGUCAUGCUCUCGGUAUGGCUCAUUCGUCUGACCCCGGAUCCCUGAUGUACCCGGUUUACUCCUACGCCAAAGGUUUCCCUCUCUCUGAGGACGACAUCGAGGGCAUCCAGUCUCUCUAUGGCGAAAACCCAGACCAUGAAAAAUUCAAGCCCAAACCGAUUGCUCCACAGAAAUGUGACCCUGAACUGAGUUUCGAUGCCAUCACUGAACUGCGUGGAGAGACUAUUAUUUUUAAAGACAGGGGAAACUCGUCCUCACGUUCCUCCUGCUGUUGUUUUUCUGGCUCUUCUUCAGUGGUAUCUUUUGUCAAUGAGGUUUUGGGCUUUACUCUCCAGAGAAUCCUGUCACACCACGCAGCACAACAUUAUACAGCCAACAUGGAGCUCAAAACUGUGCUACUAUUGGUGAUCGCUGCAUAUAGUUCAGCAAAACCCAUUUCAACUGAGGAGAAAGACAAAGCUUUGUUAGCCAAGAAAUAUCUUCAAAGGUUUUAUGGAAUGCCAGCUGGCCUUCAGCGACCGGGAAAGUCAUCUGAUCUCAUGCAGCAGAAGAUCCGAGAGAUGCAGGAGUUUUUUAAGCUGGAAGUGACCGGAAAGCUGGAUGACAACACUGUGGAGCUGAUGAAAAUGGCUCGCUGCGGAGUUCCAGAUGUGGCUGAAUAUAAUCACUUUCCUCGAGAUCUUAAAUGGAAAACCACAAAUGUGACCUUCAGGAUUCUGAACUAUACUCCUGAUCUGAAGCAGAAGGUGGUGGACAGAGCCCUAAGAAAAGCACUGAACGUCUGGAGCACAGUAACCCCGCUAAAAUUCACGAAAACGUAUGAUGGAAAUGCCGACAUCAUGAUCAGCUUUGGAACAAAAGAACAUGGAGACUUCAACCCGUUUGAUGGACCUGAUGGGCUUCUUGCCCAUGCCUAUCCUCCUGGAAUCGGCAUCGGUGGCGAUACACACUUUGACGAGGAUGAAACAUGGACAGAAGACUAUCAUGCGUUCAAUCUGUUCCUGGUUGCGGCUCAUGAGUUUGGUCAUGCUCUCGGUAUGGCUCAUUCGUCUGACCCCGGAUCCCUGAUGUACCCGGUUUACUCCUACGCCAAAGGUUUCCCUCUCUCUGAGGACGACAUCGAGGGCAUCCAGUCUCUCUAUGGCGAAAACCCAGACCAUGAAAAAUUCAAGCCCAAACCGAUUGCUCCACAGAAAUGUGACCCUGAACUGAGUUUCGAUGCCAUCACUGAACUGCGUGGAGAGACUAUUAUUUUUAAAGACAGGUUUUACUGGCGGCUGCAUCCAAAUAUGCCUGAACCUGAACAAACCCUCAUUAAAAGCACCUGGCCCGAAAUACCAAACAAAGUAGAUGCUGCCUAUGAGAACCCAGAGAGAGAUGUGGUCAUCAUAUUCAGUGGUAUCAAAAUGUGGGCUCUCAAUGGCUACACUCUUGUUGACGGCUACCCAAAAUACAUCCACAAACUUGGUCUCCCGAAAACGGUCCGCAAAAUAGAUGCUGCUGUCAACAUUCGAGAUACGGGCAAGACUCUACUGUUUGUAGAUGAAGAAUACUGGAGUUUUGAUGAGCAGACGGGCACUAUGGACACUGGAUACCCACGAUCCAUUGAGGACGACUUUCCUGGAAUAGGAGAUGAAGUGGACGCCGCUGCUUAUCAUUACGGAUACUUGUACUUGUAUCAUGAACAUACUCAGUUUGAGUACAGUUACAGCGCAAGGAAAGUCGUUCGCAAUGAGGGCAAACUCCAUACUCAACUGCUGAGCACUUACAACUGUUAUUAAUUCUGUGUAAAUUAACAUUCAUUUUUAGGUUGCACUUUAUUUUACAGUACUUGUACUUAAUGUGUAAUUAGAAGGAACUGGGUUAUAUAAUGUGGGUAAAGGUCAGGGGUAAGUUUAGAGAUAGACCAAGUUAUUACCCAAUUUAUGUAAAAACUAUGAUAAGUUCAUAUAAAACAUUCAGUCGUUCAUUUUCCUUCGGCUUAGUCUCUUUAUUUAUCAGGGGUCACCAAAGUGGAAUGAACCCCCAACUAUUCCAGCAUAUGUUUUACGCAGCGGAUGCCCUUUCAGCUGCAACCCAGUACUGGGAAACACCCAUACACUCUCACAUUCACACACAAUCAUACACUACAGCCAAUUUAGUUUGUUCAAUUCACCUAUAGCGCAUGUCUUUGGACUGUGGGGGAAACUGGAGCACCCGGAGAAAACCCACACGAACAUGAGGAGAACAUGCAAACUCCACAUAGAAAUGCCAACUGGCCCAGCCGGGACUUGAACCAGCGACCUUCUUGCUGUGAGGCGAGAGUGCUUAUCACUGAGCCACUGUGCCGCCCCCAUAUGAAACAGUUGUGUAAAAUAAAGUGCAACCCAUUUUUAUGUGCUUUCAACUACUGAGCUGGUAAAUCAGUAGAGCGUCUCUGGGAUUUUGUCGUUUAUAUAUUUAUAGACUAUGAUUCUGGAAUCAUAGUAACACUAGAUUCUGUAUAUGCAUCCAAUGGGAGGCGAAGAAAGUGAUUAAACUGAAAAACUGUGUUAUGAGAAAUAGCAAAAACCACUGUUAAUAAAUGAA